Molecule: messenger RNA, 994 nt
Organism: Folsomia candida
Lineage: Eukaryota; Metazoa; Arthropoda; Collembola; Entomobryomorpha; Isotomidae
Product: protein D3
Exons: 5
Coding region: 72-830 (252 amino acids)
Source: RefSeq, a predicted model, not a curated record
UUCUGGAACAUUACAGAUGGAUUGCAGCAGCCAGAUUACUUUUUUCCCAGCAGCCAAGAAUCAACAUUCUUAUGGCCACCAUUAUCUUUUCAGUCUCACGUAUAAUUCAGAAUAGGCCAUUGUUAUUUGCAAGAUCGGGAGUAAUCAGUUUACUCCAACAACCUGGUAGUUCAAGAAACAAUUUGUCGACUACGCAACAAAAACCACGCACACCAUUUCAGCAGAUUGAGCGACAGUUUGACAAGGUUGCUUCUUUUGCUACUGCAACUAAAGUAAAACUCGUUGGCGAAAUGGAGAAAGAAAAAAUUGUACCGGAAGUUGUAGAUCAAGUCCCGAAAUCCGUUUUGGUUGUUAAAUAUGGAAGCAAUGAGGUCAAGUUGGGUAAUGUGCUUACGCCGACCCAGGUGCAGAAUCCACCCACAGCUAUUGACUGGGAGGCUGACUCGAACAAGUUUUACGUUCUCUGCAUGACGGAUCCGGAUGCUCCCAGCCGAAAAGACCCCAAGUUCAGGGAAUGGCAUCAUUGGCUUGUUGGAAACAUACCUGGUAAAGACAUCUCCAAGGGCGAAGUGCUCAGCGAAUAUGUGGGCUCGGGCCCGCCUGAAGGGACAGGACUGCAUCGCUACAUUUUUUUGGUUUAUGAACAACCCAAAACAUUGACAUUUGAUGAAAAGCGACUUACCAACCGAUCCGGAGAUCAUCGUGGAAAGUUUUCUAUUCGAAAUUUUGCAAAAAAGUAUGCGUUGGGGGAACCCGUUGCUGGAAACUUUUACCAGGCAGAAUGGGACAGCUAUGUCCCCAAGCUAUAUCAGCAAUUGAGCGGAGAAUAGACUCGUUCCAAACGUCUGACCUAUAUUUGAAACUCUUUCACUAUUAUGAAGUAGCAUGUAGUCCUACGCAUGUCGAAAAGGUAUCAAAGCUACAUAUGCCAAUUAUCAAUAAUUGUCGAAUUAUAUCAUUCAGAAUAAAAGUAAUAAAUAAUAUUGGCAACUAA